Messenger RNA from Trichoderma atroviride IMI 206040, 2409 nucleotides. Lineage: Eukaryota; Fungi; Ascomycota; Sordariomycetes; Hypocreales; Hypocreaceae. The record is from RefSeq and is a predicted model, not a curated record.
AUGUUCGCUAACAGAACUCGUGCCCUUUGGGCGACACACUCUUGCUCGCGGGCUAUUAGGCGCCUUCCACAUAUACGCCGACUAGCGUCUGUCACGCCUCGGAUUCCGAUCAGCCCUUUGAACCCUGAUACGGUCCUGGAUUAUGACAGCCGCAUCGCACAAUUAGAAAGAGUCAAGGCGGGUUCAAAUCGCCCACUCAAUCUGACCGAGAAGAUCCUAUACAGCCACUUAUUUGACACCGCUGAAACUCAAUGGAAUCUGAGCGAGAUACGACGAGGCGAGACACUGUUGCAGCUCAGGCCCGAUCGAGUGGCUUGUCACGAUGCUACAGCAACUAUGGCUUUGCUGCAGUUUAUUAGUGCCGGGCUGCCCAAGGUCAAGAUACCAACUACCAUACACAGUGACCACCUGAUUGUCUCGCGGGACGGUGCUGACGAGGACUUGAAGCGAGGACUAAUACAGCAUGAGGAGGUGUACAAGUUCUUGAGCAGCGCUGGAAAGAAGUACGGUAUCGGCUGGUGGAAGCCUGGUGCGGGUAUCAUCCACAUCACUAUCUUUGAGAAUUAUGCUUUCCCUGGCGGCCUCAUCAUCGGCACUGACUCACAUACGCCUAAUGCUGGAGGACUGGGUAUGCUUGGUAUUGGUGUCGGCGGGUCUGAUGCUGUGGACGCUAUGGCAGGCAUGCCUUGGGAGGUUAUGAAUCCUAAGGUAGUUGGGGUUCGGCUUACUGGCAAGCUCCAUGGCUGGGCAUCAACCAAGGAUAUCAUCUGUAAGCUAGCUGGUAUCACGACGGUCUCGGGAGGCAAGGGUAAAGUGUUUGAGUUCUUUGGACCUGGAACGGAGACUUUGGGUGCAACUGGGAUGGCAACUGUGUGCAACAUGUCCGCCGAGAUAGGCUCAACAUCAUGCAUAUUCCCCUUUACGGAUUCUAUGGCUCGAUACCUCUCAGCGACGAAACGAUCAGGCAUUGCGCAGCUAGCAAACUCGUACAAAGACGUCCUUCUUCGGCCUGAUGAGGGUGCAGAAAACCACUACGACGACAUCAUAGAGAUAGAUUUGGACACUCUGGAGCCACACAUCAACGGACCCUUUACACCUGAUCUAUCGCAUCCCCUUUCUCAACUAAAGGACGCAGUCAGACAAAGCGAUUGGCCUGUUGAGAUUAGUCACGCCAUGGUUGGAAGCUGCACGAACUCGUCUUAUGAAGAUCUAUACAAGACACAGCAGCUAGUGAUGCAGGCAAAGGCUGCCGGCAUCGACCGAGUCAAAACGCCAUUCAUGGUAGCUCCAGGCAGUGAAGAUAUUCGAACUACAGCCGAGGCCGAUGGCAUCCUGCAAACAUUGCGCGAUGCUGGAGCAGUUGUGCUCAGCACCACUUGCGGGCCUUGCGUGGGACAAUGGGAUCGAACUGAUGUCGAUGUCAAAGGUCGCGAGCGCAACACUGUUGUUUCGAGCUUCAACCGUAACUUUGUAGGCCGCCACGAUGGGAAUCCGGAGACAUGCUCUUUUGUGACAUCGCCGGAGAUGGUCACGGCUUUUGCUUACGCAGGUCGUAUUGAUUUCAAUCCCGCAACAGAUGCACUGCCUGUCAAUAGCUCACAGCAAGAAUUUCGCUUCACAGCGCCAACAAGCGUUGAGCUACCGUCCAGGUUUACAGCUGGCCAAGACCUUUAUCAGCCUCCCCAGGAGAAUUCUGCUCAUCUCCAAGUCGAUAUCAAUCCAAAGUCCGACCGUCUUCAACUUCUCCAGCCAUUCAAGCCACGGCAACCGGGCGCCACGACUGACAUGCCCAUCCUCGUCAAAGUCAAGGGUAAAUGCACCACCGACCAUAUAUCCCCAGCCGGUCCCUGGUAUAACUACCGCGGCCAUCUUGAGAACAUCAGCCACAAUAUGCUCCUCGCAGCGAGCAACGCCUUCCUUCCCUCCACGUCCACAAUGCUCGGUCACACCAUCCAUCCGCUAGACGGCAAUGUGGAGCUCAUCCACGAAGUCGCGCGUGAUUUGCAACGCCGCAGCACACCCUGGUGCAUCAUCGGUGACUGGAACUACGGUGAAGGCUCAUCUCGCGAACACGCUGCUUUGGAACCACGUUACCUUGGCGGGUUAGCCAUCAUUGCGCGCUCGUUUGCCCGUAUUCACGAGACGAAUCUGAAAAAACAGGGCAUGUUGCCUCUUACUUUUGCCGAACCUGUGGACUAUGAUCGUAUACGGGAGGGCGAUCGGAUCACACUCAGGGGUGUCGAAGAAGACGAGUUGCAGCCGUCUUCGACUGUGGUAAUGCACGUACAAACGAAGAACGGAGAGAUGUGGGAUUGCGACUUGAGGCAUACAUAUAGCGAGGGGCAGUUGAGAUGGCUGAGGGCAGGCAGCGCAUUGAAUUCUAUGAGGGAGAAGGUUGCCGCCAAAUAA